Molecule: messenger RNA, 888 nt
Organism: Penicillium cataractarum
Lineage: Eukaryota; Fungi; Ascomycota; Eurotiomycetes; Eurotiales; Aspergillaceae
Product: alpha/beta fold hydrolase
Exons: 3
Coding region: 1-888 (295 amino acids)
Molecular function (GO): catalytic activity
Source: RefSeq, a predicted model, not a curated record
AUGGUGAACACAAAGACAAUUCGCGUGCCCCACCUGGGAGGCAUCGAUGCAGCAUAUCAAAUGCCUCGGGAGUAUGAUCCUGCAAAGCCGACCGUCGUCUUGGUGAAUGCGUUUACCACAUCUUCCGAACUUUACCGCGACCAAUUUGAUAACGUGGAAUUGGCCGACAAGAUAAAUCUCGUUGCGAUCGAGCUCCUGGGCCAUGGACAGACACGCACGGCACGGGAACAUUGGACGUACUGGGACACUGCGGAGAUGAACCUGCAGGUAUUGGAUGCUCUUAACAUUGACCAUGCAUUCGUUCUGGGAACCAGCCAGGGUGGUUGGGUCACGGUGCAAAUGGCCUUGCUGCGACCUGAAAAGAUUCUGGGAAUCAUUCCGAUGGGCACUUCCAUGGACUGUGAAUCGGAACGUACCCGCCAGCUGGAUUGCUGGGAUGGUCCGGCGAUCGUAUCGGGAUUUGUGAAACAGUGGGCAAGCAGUGAGGCCACGUCCAACUUUGAACCUGACGAUGGGUAUUGCGAUGCAGUCAUCAACAUUGGGUUCAACCAAGUGGCACCAGAGGUGCGGGAGUUCUGGCACAAGACGAUCAAGUCCAACUAUCAGGGCGAAGAGGGCCGUCGACGAAUCCGCAUGGCUGCGAUUAAUUUGGCAGAGCGUGGAGGAUUGCAUCUUCGACUCUCCGACAUCCAGUGCCCGGUAUUAUGGUUGCAUGGUACUAAAGAUGCGGUUUAUACCAUCGCCAAUGCGAAGGAAGAAAUCCAACUCUUUACCCGUUCCCCAUCCGCGACUUUGGUCCCGGUUGAGGGAGGAGCGCACUUCCUGAACGCGUCACACCCUCGAGAAGUGAACGCAGCCCUUUUGGAGUUUGUGAAUCAGCACAAAUGA